Messenger RNA from Benincasa hispida (wax gourd), 2799 nucleotides. Its product is annotated as nitrate reductase [NADH]-like. The record is from RefSeq and is a predicted model, not a curated record. Gene Ontology annotation, biological process: nitrate assimilation; sulfur compound metabolic process; nitric oxide biosynthetic process. NCBI's taxonomy places the organism in Eukaryota, Viridiplantae, Streptophyta, Magnoliopsida, Cucurbitales, Cucurbitaceae. Gene Ontology annotation, molecular function: sulfite oxidase activity; molybdopterin cofactor binding; molybdenum ion binding.
AUGGCGGCUACUGUUAAUCCCAAAAGCCUGGACUUGGAACCGGUCUCCAACGGCAACUUUCCGGUUCAACGUUGCAACUCAUUCCGGUCCAGUAGCUUCAAAUUAAAGCGCCAUGCCGAAAAACCGCUCAUUGUUGACGAUGACGAUUCGUCCUUUGAUCGUGACGAUGAGAACAUUCAUUACUUCCGGGAUUUAAUCCGGAAGGGCAAAGAGGAGAUCGAGGCGUCGAUUCUUGAUCCGAGGGAUGAGGGGACGGCGGAUAGUGGGAUCAUGAGAAAUCCUUGUAUGGUUCGUCUUACCGGAAAACACCCUUUCAACUCUGAGCCACCGUUGGAGCGUCUCAUGCGCCACGGCUUUAUUACUCCGGCCCCCCUUCAUUAUGUUCGCAACCACGGUCCGGUUCCGAAGACUGAUUGGUCCAGCUGGACGAUUGACGUCACUGGACUUGUUGAAAACCCCACCUCCUUCACUCUUGACCAGCUUCUCAAUGACUUCAGAUCUCUGGAGUUUCCGGUGACCAUCAUGUGCUCCGGCAACCGACGGAAGGAGCAAAACAUGGUCAAACAAACCAUCGGAUUCCACUGGGGAGCCGCCGUGACCUCCACCUCACUGUGGCGGGGAGUGCCAUUGCGCGAAGUACUGAAACGAUGUGGCAUCUUCAGCCGUCAAAGAGGAGCUUUAUACAUAUGGAUGGAAGGCGCCGACGAUCUCCCUGGCGGCGGCGGCUGCAGCUACGGCACCAGUAUAAGAAGAGAAAUGGCAAUGGACCCAUCAAGAGACAUCAUAAUAGCUUACAAGCAAAACGGCGACCCUCUCCCGCCGGACCACGGCUUUCCGGUUAGGAUGAUCGUUCCGGGGUUCACCGGCGGGCGCAUGGUCAAGUGGCUGAAAAGAAUCAUCGUCACCAAUAGAGAAUCUGACAAUUAUUAUCAUUUUAUGGACAACCGUGUGCUACCAUCCCACGUGGCCGAUUCCGAGCUGGCACAUGCUGAAGGUUGGUGGUACAAACCGGAGUAUGUAAUCUACGAGAUGAACAUAAACUCCGUGAUAACUACGCCGUCACACGACGAGACGCUGCCGAUCAAUUCACAGACGACGCAGUCCACCUACACGUUGAGGGGGUACGCAUAUUCCGGUGGUGGGAAGAAGGUGACACGUGUGCAGGUGACGUUGGACGGUGGGGAGACGUGGAAAAUAUGUAAUUUGGAGUACUAUGAAAAACCAAACAAGUAUGGGAAAUAUUGGUGCUGGAUUUUUUGGUCAAUAGAGGUAGAAAUUGUGGACCUGUUUGGCUCCAAGGAGAUUGCUGUCCGAGCAUGGGAUGAGACCAACAACACACAACCAGAGAACCUCAAUUGGAAUCUCAUGGGCAUGAUGAACAACUCAUGGUACCGAAUCAAGAUAAACAUAUGCAAACCCCAAAAAGGAGAGAUUGGAAUCGUGUUCCGCCACCCAACGCUCGCCGGCAACCAAUCCGGCGGCUGGAAGGAAAAGGAUAAACCAAUUCCGACCAACUACUCUUCCCAACCCUCAAACAACAAGACCACCACCACCACCACUACCACCUUCUCCAUGUCGGAAGUCAAAACCCACAACUCACUGGAAUCCGCCUGGAUCGUCGUCCACAACCACGUUUACGACUGCACUCCUUUCCUCAAAGCCCACCCAGGCGGCGCCGACAGCAUCCUCAUCAACGCCGGCACUGACUGCACCGAAGAGUUCGACGCCAUCCACUCCGACAAAGCCAUAAAAAUGCUCCAAGACUAUAAAAUCGGCGACUUAUUGAUCCUAAACGACAACAAGGACGACACGUCAUCACCAAAACCGAUUACAAAACAUGUGGCACUAGUCCCACGUGAGAAAAUCCCCGUGAAAUUGAUAUCGAAGAUUUCAAUUUCUCACAACACGAGAAUUUUCAGAUUUAGUCUUUCUUCAGAAGAUCAAACUUUAGGACUACCCGUUGGAAAACACAUAUUUUUAUGCGCCAAUAUCGACGGGAAGCUCUGUAUGAGAGCCUACACGCCAUCGAGCGCCGUUGACCAAAUGGGCUACUUUGACUUGGUCGUAAAAAUCUACUUCAAAAACAUUCAUCCUGAUUUCCCCAACGGUGGCCUCAUGUCUCAAUAUCUAGACUCACUCCCGUUGAGCUCAAUCGUGGACAUAAAAGGCCCAUUGGGCCACAUCGAGUACAUGGGCCGCGGCAACUUCACGGUCCACGGAAAGCCCAAAUUCGCGAAGAAGCUUGCCAUGGUGGCAGGUGGGACUGGAAUAACGCCCAUCUAUCAAGUGGUGCAAGCGAUUUUGAAAGAUCCGGAGGAUGAGACGGAGAUGUUUGUGGUGUAUGCGAAUCGGACGGAGGAGGAUAUUUUGCUGAGGGAAGAGUUGGACACGUGGGCGAAGGAGAACCAGAGAUUGAAGAUUUGGUACGUUGUUAAGGAGGGCGUUAAAGAAGGGUGGCCGUACAGUGUGGGGUAUAUUAGGGAGUGUGUUCUGAGAGAGCAUAUUCCGAUGGGGUCGCCGGAGACUUUGGCUUUGGUGUGUGGGCCGCCGCCCAUGAUUGAGCUCACAGUUAAGCCCAUAUUGAAGGAUUUGGAGUAUGAUUUGGAGAGUUCGUUGCUGGUGUUUUGAUCUUUUUAACUAGCUCUUCAAUGAUAAUAUACCAUAUGGGAAUAAUUUUAUCUUUUGUUUGUUGUAAUAAAUGUUGUAGAAGGGGGUUAAAAUUAUUACAUUUAUGGUCCUGGUGAUCAAUUAAAUUAAUAUGCUUUUAUUCGUUUGUAAUAAAAAUGAUGAACUUUAAUA